GGAGCCUUUUUAAUGGAAAAUCAGGAGCUUCUCAAGAAGCAACUUGAGAAGUUAAGAGCAGAGCAUGCAACAUUGGAAAGCCGCUUAAAGGAAUUGACGGCUUCUCCAGUGGUCGAUCAAUUAUGUGUGCAACGCUUGAAAAGAAAAAAACUCCAUCUUAAGGAUGAAAUUACAAAGAUCGCGGAAGAUUCCUACCGUAUUACGAUGGCAGUCGCAGGCUUUCGCCGUGAAGAUCUAAAUGUGACGUUGCAGGAUAAUGUUCUAAUUAUUUCUGGAAAAGCAGAUUUAAAGGAUGAUUCUGUUGAAUAUUUGCACAGGGGGAUUGCAGGUCGAGCUUUUGAGCGUCACUUUCAGCUGGCCGACUUUAUCAAGGUUAUUGGUGCAGCGAUGGAGCACGGUUUGUUGAAGGUUAAUUUGCAAAGAGAAGUGCCUGAAGCAAUGAAGCCACGUACUAUCAAUAUUGAAGAUGAAGAAAAUAAAUCAAAGUUGAUUGAACAGUAG
Molecule: messenger RNA, 501 nt
Organism: Stylophora pistillata
Lineage: Eukaryota; Metazoa; Cnidaria; Anthozoa; Scleractinia; Pocilloporidae
Product: small heat shock protein IbpA-like
Source: RefSeq, a predicted model, not a curated record